Messenger RNA from Cyprinodon tularosa, 1750 nucleotides. Its product is annotated as porphobilinogen deaminase-like. NCBI's taxonomy places the organism in Eukaryota, Metazoa, Chordata, Actinopteri, Cyprinodontiformes, Cyprinodontidae. The coding region runs from base 161 to 1240 and encodes 359 amino acids. The transcript is spliced from 14 exons. Gene Ontology annotation, molecular function: hydroxymethylbilane synthase activity. Gene Ontology annotation, cellular component: cytoplasm. The record is from RefSeq and is a predicted model, not a curated record. Gene Ontology annotation, biological process: heme biosynthetic process.
CUGCACUUGGUGUGACGACAUCAGAGGUUCCCAUGCUCAUUCAACGGAGUGCAGAGCGGCUCAGAGGUUUCACGAGGAUUGAGUAUUUUCUGAUGGUCAGAGAGAGGAACAGAGCAUUCUGCUGACCGCCGCUAACCAGGCUGACAAACAGAGAACCGCCAUGACAGAGGAGGCGAGCUCACAGGAUGGGAACGGCAGAGUCAGCCGGGUCAUCCGGAUCGGAACCCGUAAGAGCCAGCUGGCCCGCAUCCAGACGGACAGCGUGGCCGACAGGCUGAAGGAGCUCUACCCCGACGUCCACCUGGAAAUAGUUGCCAUGUCAACGAUAGGAGAUAAAAUCCUGGACACAGCUCUAUCCAAGAUCGGUGAGAAGAGUUUGUUCACCAAAGAGUUGGAGAACGCCCUGGAGAGGAAUGAGGUCGACCUGGUCGUUCACUCGCUGAAAGAUCUGCCCACCACCCUGCCUGCAGGAUUCACCAUCGGAGCCGUGCUGAAGAGGGAGAACCCCCAUGAUGCAGUGGUGCUCCAUCCAAACCAUGCAGGGAAAACUCUGGACAGUCUGCCAGAGAAAAGUGUGAUUGGCACGAGUUCAUUACGGCGAGCUGCCCAGCUGAAGAAGAGGUUUCCCCACCUGGAGUUUAAAGAUAUCCGCGGGAACUUGAACACGCGUCUGAAGAAGUUGGACGAGAAGGACGACUUUGCUGCCAUCAUUCUGGCGGCUGCCGGCCUCAAGCGGAUGGGAUGGGAGGACCGAAUCAGCCUGAUCCUGGAGCCUGAAGACUGCAUGUAUGCUGUUGGACAGGGAGCUUUAGCCGUAGAGGUCCGGGCCAGAGAUGUAGAUAUCCUGGAGAUGGUGUCUGUCCUCCAUGACCCGGACACUGUGCUGCGCUGCAUCGCUGAGAGAGCUUUCCUCAAACAGCUGGAGGGCGGCUGCAGCGUUCCUGUGGCUGUGCACACCGAGGUGAAGGGCUCCCAGCUCUACCUGACCGGUGCCGUUUACAGCCUGGAUGGAUCAGAGAGUCUGAAGGAAACCAUGGAGACCAGCAUCGCCGCUGGCGACGAGCAGAGCCGGGAGAAGGUGGACGAGCAGAUCCAGAGGGUGGGAGUCACAGCCCUCAAACUGCCGGCUGCUUCUCAGGACGCGGCCGAGCGGCUGGGCGUCGACCUCGCCAACCUACUGCUGAACAAAGGAGCCAAGGAGAUCCUGACGGUGGCCCGGCAGCUCAACGACGCCAGAUAAUCCGACCCCCGAGGGAAGGGACCCCAGUCUGUCUGCAUAGCCUCGUUUCAAGUCUAAACGCCACCUCCUCCUCAUGUGACAUGAUGUACGGCGUCCAAACACUACUUGAAGCAGAGCUGCACUCAGAGCAUCAGUUUGUCUGGAGUCCCUUCUGUCAGUGGCUGCUUGUCUGUAUUACCUCAUCUCCUUAACCACUCAGAUCAGCCCACUGAGAUCAUCAGAGAGGAACAUAUGAUUGCCUUCAGACUUUAUAGUCAGGGUCGUCUUCAGCCAGAGAGAGAGCAUGAACACAGGUGCAGGAUGUGUUACGUCCAUCCCUGUUCCUCAGAAACGGAAUAAAAACAAUAAAUCAGGCCCUUUUCAGAACCUCCUGUUCUGAGUGCAGCGUUUUUACCCCAGGCAGACUUCCUCUUUAGGAGAGGAAAUACGAGUCCCGGCGAGCUGGAUGGGGACGUUAUGAUCCAGAGUGUUUUAAACUCUGAUGUUGUAGCUUCAAAGCUGUCUCAUCAG